Botrytis sinoallii is the source of this 2061-nucleotide messenger RNA. RefSeq lists its product as uncharacterized. The transcript has 4 exons. NCBI's taxonomy places the organism in Eukaryota, Fungi, Ascomycota, Leotiomycetes, Helotiales, Sclerotiniaceae. Bases 568 to 1839 code for a protein of 423 amino acids. The record is from RefSeq and is a predicted model, not a curated record.
AUUUAUCUUCGUUCUAUCAGAUCAAAAGGCCGGGUUACAAUAGCCCUGCAUUACCUGUUAUCCUCUGAUUCUUCUUGGGAAGAAACUGUAAUACAACCUGUUCAUAUCUCCUGGAAGCCGAAACCAUUAAUCGAGAUGGGUGAAUCAAACAGGCUGAUACAAGUUCAAUUGACAAAAUGCAAGUCUUGCUAGCAAAUGAAAUCGUCGAAUCUGGUCAAGAUCAAGUUGGGCUUACCAUCCAUCGUCGGCUCACGGCACAGACAUGUCAGUUGAAAUUCAAAGAGAAGGCAUAUAUGAGUGAUGAUGCUGCCGUCAUUGAGAAGUAUCUUUUCAUCAUAAGUCUUAAUCUCGACUUUCUCGAUUCACCUUCUUUUUGUGCGCAUACGUUCUUUCGUGAUACUUACAUUCUUUUUCGUGCUUUGAUAGCACUUUCUUCAUUCUUUCAUCUGAACUUGCACGACUGCGUCGCUUUUACACACUGUAAUAUAUAUACCAUAUCUUUUAUACUUUACAUCCCUUUAUUGCGAAGAUACUUAAAGGCCGAGAAGCGAUCGGUUAAGAGUUAUAAUGCGUUUUCAGUCAGUAGCUCUCGCCCUCUUUACUUCAGCUGGCCUGGUUGAAGGCCUAAGUGCAAAGAGACACCAGGAUAUCCACAAACGUGCCACGGCAACGAGCGGCGAUGACACCAGUCUUACCCUUGCACAAAACGCCAUCGCAAGCGGCUCUUUCAGUGACGGGCUUACUGAAAUUGGUGGUAAUGAAGCUUCCGAGGCCGCUUCUGCGACUUCGCAAAACAACUUCAUAAACUUUUGCGCAGGAGAAACUCUUACCAAUGGCCUUCAAAUUGUAACAGGGUCUUGUAAUGGAAUCCCGAUGGGUCAAAUUCCCGCGAAGAACAAAAUGAUGUCGUCGAUCAUUACAUUCCCUUUGGCUGGUAGUGCAACGAUAAAAUCUGAUACAACAUUCAAUAUUACUGUCCAAAUGUCCAACAUCACUCCAGGUUCCUUUUCUAAUGCGGAUUCCACUUACUUCUCCGCUCCACAGCAGCUUGAUUCAUCCGGGGUAGUUAUUGGGCAUACACACGUAACCGUGCAGGAUAUGGGGUCCAGUCUCAACCCAACUGGAACUUUGGAUCCCACUCAGUUUGCCUUCUUUAAGGGUAUCAAUGAUGCUGGAAACGGCCAAGGGCUUCUUUCUGCUACUGUUAACGGCGGCUUACCGGCUGGAAACUAUCGUGUGUGUACAAUGGCUUCGUCAACUAAUCAUCAACCCGCAAUUAUGCCUGUUGCACAGCGAGGUACAGCAGAUGAUUGUACUAAAUUUACCGUCAUCGGAUCCGGAACUACUGCAAACGCUGCAUCUAAUAAUGGUUCCGGUGGGCAAGCUGCCGCAGCUUUAGCAGCCAGUGCAGUCGCAGCUGGCCCGGACAACACCAACCCAGUGGCGAGCUCCUCCACAAGUUCGAUAAAAUCACCUUCGACUUCUUUCUCUGCAGCGAAAGCGUCCAAAACUAGCACUUCCAGCAUCGCAAAAAGUGUACCUUCCAUUACAUCAUCAUCGGUACCUGCCUCUAGUAGCACAUCACCUGCCACUUCAUCUUCCGCAGGCUCCUCGACUUCCGCACUAGGAGGUAUAGCGGCACCACCCGUCACCAACAGUGGAGAUUCAGCCCGUCCUUUCUCGGUCAAUGGCAACACAUUUGUGAAUGAAGCUGCCGCGUUGCAAAGAAGUUGCGAUAUACAGUACAAUGCAUGUGCGGAUGCAUUCAAUGGUGGAAAAACAAAUGGUUUUAGCAUUAGUGACUGUCAAACGCAAGAGAAUUCAUGUCUAGCUGGGUAGUGUGGCGGUCUUGAAUGAGGGUUAUUUAAUGGCUCUCAUGAUUACUUAUGUACGACAGAACAUUGAUGGCGUUAUGAGAUGAUAUCACUGGAGCUAAAUGGAUUAUGUGUUCUUUUCCUCAUGUGCAGAGAAAAUCAAACAAUCGAAUGACGUUUUUAAUUUGAUUGGACAUCUUUUCAAAACAUUUCAUUCAUGUCUGAAGUAGUUGUGAAGUCUAUCGGC